Messenger RNA from Sceloporus undulatus (fence lizard), 5751 nucleotides. It is a transcript of the gene FLVCR2, whose product is annotated as FLVCR heme transporter 2. Gene Ontology annotation, molecular function: heme binding; heme transmembrane transporter activity. The transcript has 9 exons. Gene Ontology annotation, biological process: heme export; transmembrane transport. The record is from RefSeq and is a predicted model, not a curated record. Bases 367 to 1929 code for a protein of 520 amino acids. Lineage: Eukaryota; Metazoa; Chordata; Lepidosauria; Squamata; Phrynosomatidae. Gene Ontology annotation, cellular component: membrane.
GCGGCGGCGGGCUGCCGGGCGACGUGUCCCUGGUGGGGGGCGGAGAGGCCCGUCACGUGCCGGAGAGGGAGGGAGGCCAGAGGAAUAAAAGGUGGGCCAGGUGGCCUUCCAAGAGGGAGGCAUGCGGUGCGACCAAAGCCGCCGAGGGAAGGGGUCCAGCUGGGGAGCCUUGAGCGCUGGCCUCUGCAGAGAGGGUCUAGGGCCCCUCUGGUCUUCCAGGGCUUUUGGACUGCAACUCCCAGAAGCCCCUAGCCAGCUGGGCUAGCCCUUAAGGAUUCUGGGAGCUGGAGUCCCAAGCCUCCGGAGGACGAGGCGGACUGGAGCAAAGUUUGGGCAAGAGGCGUCUGUCUGGGGAGCCAGCCUCGCAUGCCGCCACCUCCUGCUCCUGCUCCUGCUCCCUCGGGGGCCAUGGUGAGUGAGGGCCCCCAGCCGCGGGAGAAGGGCCCGGCGGAGGAGCCCCAGCAGGCCAAGCCGGAGCUGGAGGAGGCGGGCGGGCGGCCGGAGGAGGAGGGGGCCCCGGCGGUACGGCUGAGCUGGCGGCGCUGGCCGACGGUGCUGCUCUUCAGCGCCUACUCCUUCUGCAACGCCUUCCAGUGGAUCCAGUACGGCAGCAUCAACUCCAUCGUCUCGGGCUUCUACGGGGUGAGCCCCUUCGCCGUGGACUGGCUCUCCAUGUGCUACAUGCUGGCCUACAUCCCGCUGCUCUUCCCGGUGGCCUGGCUCCUGGACCGCAAGGGCCUCCGCCUGAUCGCCCUGGCCGGCUCGGCCCUCAACUGCCUGGGCGCCUGGGUCAAGACCGGCAGCGCCCGGCCCCAGCUCUUCGGGGUCACCCUCCUGGGCCAGGUCCUCUGCUCCCUGGCCCAGGUCUUCAUCCUCGGCAUGCCCUCCCGCAUCGCCUCCGUCUGGUUCGGCCCCAAGGAGGUCUCCAGCGCCUGCGCCCUCGCCGUCUUCGGAAACCAGCUUGGUAUUGCAGUGGGUUUCCUUCUCCCUCCAGUUCUGGUUCCCAAUUUGGCAGAGAAGGAGGAACUGGCCCAUCAUAUUGCCAUCAUGUUUUUUAUAACUGCAGGUGUGGCAACUGGACUCUUCAUCUUAGUUAUCUUUGUGUUCCGUGAAAAACCUCCAUAUCCUCCAAGCCGGGCCCAGGCCAUGAUCCACUUGGCAGCACCAGAGGAGUAUUCCUAUCUGCAAUCUAUUGUGCGGUUGUUUCGCAAUGUCAACUUUGUGCUGCUGAUAGUUACCUACGGCUUAAACACAGGAUGCUUCUAUGCUCUUUCAACAAUGCUGAACCGGAUGGUGGUGCUGAAUUAUCCAGGAGAGGAAUUGAAUGCUGGCAGAAUUGGUCUCACUAUAGUAGUGGCGGGCAUGGUUGGAGCUUUGAUUACCGGCAUCUGGUUGGAUAGAACCAAAAUGUAUAAGCAGACGACCCUGCUGGUUUAUGUCAUGUCAUUUGUGGGCAUGGUGAUUUACACUUUUACUCUGGACCUAGGUCACAUCUGGGUGGUCUUUGUGACUGCAGGUGUGCUGGGUUUUUUUAUGACAGGGUAUCUGCCACUGGGCUUUGAAUUUGCAGCAGAAUUAACAUACCCAGAAUCAGAAGGGACAUCAUCGGGCCUUCUUAAUGUAUCUGCACAGCUUUCAUCAAACCUGAUCUCCGGAGACAACAAGCCAAUCUGGAAAAUGAGCAGACUAAGAAAUUGGGAGAUAUGCCUCAAGACCAGCAUACCACACUAUGAGGAAUCAAAACUCAAGCGUUUGGUGGCAAGGUACUGCCACUGUCCUUUGUUGCUGUCACUACUACCUGCACCAACCUCCAACUCAACCCACAAUGCUACUAAUGUUGCUGAGGAAAAAGAUCAGCAGAGCUUGAGUCACUCUCAUCAUCUGAACCAGCUUCUUCGUCCCUGGUGUGUCUCAGCAGACAAGGACUGAAUGCAACAAUUGACUUGUCUUGGCAGUUGUAGCUGAACCUUGAGUCCAGCAUUGCUUCUUCAAGUGUAUUCAUGAUGGACUGAGAAACACCCUCUGUUCAUCCACGUAUAUGUCCUGUAGAUCUUCAGAACAGGAUAUGAAAUGGAUCCAGAGGAAGAUCCUUGCUCCUCAGGGAGAAUUAGAAAGCCCUUGCUCUGUGAGCAGACCUAAAUGACGUGCAGCCCUUGAUUUUCAUGUAGGGAACUAAUCCAGCCAAUGACAGGAGGAGCAAAAGUGGCUGAGAUGUCUUCCUUUUCAAAACUCCCUGCUGACAGAGCAUUUUGUAACCAAGUCCAGCAGAUGUUUUUAAGUUAGUAAGCCAUCAUUUUGAAAUUUAAAAGCUCUAUGUUUACCAACUUGUGAUUUUACUCUUGAAAUUUUGUGGGGCAAUUAGUUUUAAGCAAUAUUUGAGAAUUACAUCCUGCCAUAGAUUGCUUCCCAAUUAGUUCUUUUUAGCUUUACUAAAGUACUGUACAUCUUUUCUAAAAUUAACUGGAUGCAGAAAUAAAACAGAGGUUCCACAUUGUACUGUUCUGUAAUGCUCUUCCCUAUUUCCAAGGGCCUUCUCUAAUGUUUACUCACUAGUUAACUACUGUUCAUUAGUGGUCCCUACAAUGUUAAUGAUGUUAACUAGCCAGUUUCUCCUACUCUGGGGAAGGAAAACGACUGGUUUCCUUGUAUUUUCUAUAAAUAAGUCUACUUCAGCACAAAAAAAGCGAAUGCAAGGAACGCCAUUAUUAAAGUAUUCCAUCUAAUAAUUAAUUAAGAGGUAAUUCAUCAUCUCUUUUGACAGAUGUGCUGAACAGGAAUAAAUAAAACUCCCAAGGAGGAACUUGAAUGAAAGCACAAUAUGCUUAAAAUCCUCAAUAGUGUUUUAAAUGUCUACACUAGAUAAGCUGGCACUGUGAGUGCAUUUUAUUGUUAAAAAAGAGGCACAAUUAAGUUUUGUAGAAGCACAGAGGAACACUGAUAUGCUACAGUGUGAUAACAUUUGGAUUCUUUGUGAAAAGUGAGUGAAACAUUAAGGAUGAUUUUUACUGAAAAAAAGCCCCACAUGGAAAUAGGUCAGAUAUGCAGUGGCAUAUAUUGUGGCCUAUAGAAGAUAUUUUAACUUCAGGUAGAUUUUAUGUGAAUUCACCCUUAAGCAGGAGAAGAAAAUGCAACUUAAUUUUAUGGGGGGAAAACAAACCAUCUGUAUUUUGAAAAGGUUGUGUAAUUAAACAAUGUAGUCACACCUAACUGUACACCAUGAUGAUCUAUGAAUGUUUCCAAAUUGAAAAAGUCAUUGCACAAAUCAAGUUAGUUGUACAAUUUUCAGUAAUUUUGAAAGUAGUUACUAAAGUUGCAUGGAAUACCUGUAUAGUCCUCCAUUUAAAUGUUUGUUCAGAGAAUGGUAUAUGUAAUUUUUUAACUCCAUAGAAUUUGAAACUUGUUUCUGAGCUUUUUGAUCUACGAUGUGUAGCACUUUAUUUAAGAAAGUACUGUGCAGCUAUAAUUUUUUUGUGGGAAUGUCUCACACAGUAGCAUUAGAGAGGCUACCUCCAAGCAGUGUUUGGUUUUAGAACAAAAGUAGAAACUUUCAGUUUCAUGAGUGCUUUAUAGGUUUUCUAAUUCACAACCAAGACCCCGCCUCAUCCCAAAGUCUCUGAAUAAUAUAUCAGAUUUGUUAAAAUCUUCACUCAACAGUGUAGCUCAGUUAAUACAUGCACCUCUCCACAUAUAAGAUUGCAAUGCCCAUUCAGCAUUUGCUGGCAUAGCCAGUAGUGAGCAAUAAUGGGAAUAUCUGGUGGGCAACAUGAUUCCUUGUUCUUGGGUGAUCCAUUCUUAGCCUACCUUACAUGAAUUUAUUGAGGAUAAAUGAUGAAUAACUGUAUUUAUUUUUUAUUUAUUAAAAUAUUUUCCUGCCCUAUAUCAAAAGAUCUCAGGGUGGCAUACAAGUAAAACAAAUGCAAACAAAAUUGAAACAAUUUUUAAAAAUCAAAAUAAUUGAAUAAAAACAUUUUAAAUACAAUUAACAAGUUAAAAACAGGUUUAAAAGAUUAAAACAAUUUAAAAACCUUGUGCAUUAGUAUUUUAAGAUAAAUCAGUGAGGCUCAAAAAUUUUAAUAAAUGGCCAUGUUUUUACUUGGCACAUAAAUAAAUCCUCCAAGGGGAGGGCAUUUCUCAAUUGGGAUACAGAGGAAUAAGAAAACUAACCACUGUUCCUCAUUCCCAUUUCUGAGAUUGCAGGGGUUGUUCAGUACUUAGCAUUUCUUUCUCCCAUUAAAAGGAACAAAGUUUGCAGCUAGAUAUUAGUGUGGCUUCAGAUCAAUAAGUGGCUGUUCUCUAUAGAAACAGAAAUUUAGCAUUGAGCUUUCUGGAUUCCAUGGAGUUAAAGAAUGAUGUUUCUAAUGCCUUCAGGUCAGCAUGCCUAAAACUUCGGUUUAGAUAUGCUACCUUCAUUUCUUUUCCUCAGAAACCUGCCUGCCACUUGUCUGAGGCCUAAGAAUAGCAAUCUCUGUUUUGCACAAUAGUGUGCGACAAAUACAGCUUCUGCCAACAGCAAUGAGGAUAGCUGUAUUAGUCUGUUGUGACAUAAACAACAGUCUUAUGGGCCAUAAAAUGUGGCACUUUAAAAAUUAACACAGUAAACACAUAACAUUAUUAUGGCAUAAGCUUCUGGAGACACAAUUCACUUCCAUCAGUCAAUGUCCCCAAAAAGCUUAUGCAAAUUAAAAUGCAUGUUGUUUAAGAUGUCACAUGUCUUUUUGUGGUGACUACAGCAAUUGUUGGCAUGGUGAGCACUUACAUCCCUGCCUAUAUCCUGCAAAAUAAAAAAUAACAUAUGUACCAGGUCAUUUUCUUCUGCAGUCCCUUAGAUUAAACCAAGGGUUGAACUUACUUAGAACAGGCCCAUUGAAAUGAAUGAAAGCCCAUUCAUAUAAAUAAGCCUAUUCUUAAGGAGGACUAGCAUUCAUUUCAAACUAAUGGGCUAUAUUCAGUGUAGCUUGGGUGAUGCUUUCUUCCUCUAUUCUUUUCCACAGCAGCUCCAUGUGGUGCCCAUAAACUGGCUUUGGAGGAUUUCUCAGGCUUCCAGAGUUGUACAGUGGGCCCUUGGUAUCUGCUGAAAUUUGAUUCCAGGACCUUCCAUGGAUUCUAAAAUCCAUGGAUGCUCAGGUCUCAUUAUAUACAGUGGAAGAGUAAAAUAAUGUUCAUUACAUAAAAUGGCAAAAUCAAGGUUUGGUUUUGGGGAGGAAGGGGAAUAUUUUCAAGCUAUGGAUGGUUGAAUCUGGAAAUGCAGAGGGCUGACUGUAGUAAGGAGGGGAAUCAUCCACCUGAUUCUUCUGAAACCCAAAAUCCACAAAAAUAGUGACAGCUUUAUUAGCCAACCAAAAUGGAUUCUUCCAGCAGAGGUCCACAGUUGGAUCCUUCAAACUGAGUGACUCCAUAUUGAUAUAUUUUAUCAAUUUCUUCUCAACCUCCUUUUAGGCUUGCAGUGGGAGGCAAAUCAUAAAAAGUCACCAGUAAACUGAUAAAACUAUAAACAGUGGAGCCUUCAGGUAAAAGGACUGGUUUUAGAGGUGUAUCUCAAUAAAGGUAUAUUGCAAUUACUGUAUUUUUCUUACUUAAAUUUGUUCUCCUUAAUUCUCUUUUAUCAACAAAUCUGCAUUUUGUGAACUUUUUUUGCUUUGAAGUCUGACAUGUCUAAAUAUGUUGUUCACUCCUUCUGCCUUGGUGUAUAUUUAAGCAAUCAUAUACCACAGAGUGAUGGUGCAAAAUUAAACAUUAAUAAUGAAAAUUUUA